GGGGGGAGGCGGCGCUACAAGCUGGCCUGGGGCUGAGCGAGCUUACGAAGUCACCGUGUCACCGCGGCGGCACUCGCCGCGCCCGCCUCAUUGCUGCUGCUUAGGGGAAAGGGGGGGAGGGAAACUGCCGCCGCCGCCGCUUCUCUUUACCCGGAAAGGCCCUCUCCGCUCUGCUACCGCCACCAUCGCCAACCUUCGCCGCCUCCUCCACCGGAACCGAGUCUCCUCCCUCCCUCCCUACACACACAGACACACACACAGGCGCGCGCGCUCUCUCGCUCGCUCCCCAGCGAGCCCUCCCGAGCCGUGCACACCACCAAGAGGGGCGACUUGGGGACGGGGGGGAGGGAAGCCCAGGCUAGGCCAAGACGGGCCGGGCCGGGCCGAAGCUGCAGAGCGGGCGCCGAGCAGCCGAGAGCCGGGGGGUGGGUGGGAGGGGGGAACUGGAGCCCGGGACGGGCCUGGGCUGGGCCGGGACAGGCCGCUGCCGCCGUCUUCUCCUCUGAACUAGGAUGUCCCGACAUGAAGGUGUCAGCUGCGAUGCAUGUUUAAAAGGCAAUUUCCGAGGUCGCAGAUACAAGUGUUUAAUUUGCUACGAUUACGAUCUGUGUGCAUCUUGUUAUGAAAGUGGUGCAACGACGACAAGGCAUACAACUGACCAUCCAAUGCAGUGCAUACUAACAAGGGUAGAUUUUGAUUUGUACUAUGGUGGAGAAGCUUUCUCUGUAGAGCAGCCACAGUCUUUUACUUGUCCAUAUUGUGGAAAAAUGGGUUAUACGGAAACAUCUCUUCAAGAACAUGUUACUUCAGAACAUGCAGAAACAUCAACAGAAGUGGUCUGUCCGAAUCUAAAUUUGUCCAUAUGUGCAGCAUUACCUGGAGGAGAUCCCAAUCACGUAACAGAUGACUUUGCCGCUCAUCUUACACUGGAACACAGAGCUCCUAGAGAUUUAGAUGAAUCCAGCGGUGUUCGGCAUGUACGUAGAAUGUUUCAUCCAGGUCGAGGAUUGGGUGGCCCCCGCGCACGUAGAUCAAACAUGCACUUUACUAGCAGUUCCACUGGUGGAUUUUCAUCAUCACAGAGUUCGUAUUCUCCAAGCAAUAGAGAAGCCAUGGAUCCUAUAGCUGAGCUUUUAUCUCAGUUAUCUGGUGUAAGGCGUUCUGCAGGGGGACAGCUCAAUUCCUCUGGUCCUUCGGCGUCUCAGUUACAACAGUUGCAGAUGCAGCUGCAAUUAGAAAGACAACAUGCACAGGCAGCAAGGCAACAACUGGAGACUGCACGCAAUGCAACGAGGCGUACGAAUACGAGUGGUGUCACCACCACUGUUACACAAUCUACAGCAACAACCAACACAUCUAAUGCAGAAAAUAAUCAGCAGGCUAUCCAGAACUCUCAAUUUCUCCUUACCAGGUUGAAUGAUCCCAAGAUGUCUGAAGUAGAGCGUCAGUCAAUGGAGAGUGAGCGGGCUGAUCGCAGCCUGUUUGUUCAAGAGCUUCUAUUGUCCACUUUGAUGCGGGAAGAAAGCUCAUCCUCUGAUGAGGAUGAACGUGGGGAAUUUGCCGAUUUUGGUGCUAUGGGCUGUGUAGAUAUUAUGCCUUUAGAUGUUGCUUUAGAAAAUCUAAAUUUAAAAGAGAGUAAUAAAGGAAAUGAGCCUCCUCCACCUCCUCUUUGAUGACAUCCCACUUCGCAGACAAUGUCCUCUGUGCUGUAUUUGCCAAUGAAAGUGGACAACAACUAUCUUGGGUUUGUUUUGGUGAUUGUAAUUUCAGGUCUGUCACUCUUGUUACAUUGUGUACAUUCAAAGGAAGAGAGAAAAAGAUAUAUAUGAUAAUCAUUUCCACUUAAAAUAAUUUUUACUUCUAGCAGGUAAAUGUAGGUUUCAGUGCAGAGGGGAAUCCUCUGUGCUCUGUACUUUUGACAUGCAAAAGGCUCUCCUAAUACUCCACAUUCAAACUGAAGAGGAAAAAAAAAGAAAUUCUAAUGAAGCUGCUGUGUGUAUUUAUGAAUAUUAAUGAAUAAAAACUGCUUGGAUGGUUUACCUUUACUGCAUGAGGUUUUUUGCAGCGUGCAUGAGUUUUAGUGACCUUGUCAUUUAAAAAAACACUUUUAAAUACAAGGAAUAAAACUACAAACAACUCCCUCUCCCAAAGCUUUCCUAUUAUUCAAAGGUUACAAGACGAAGACGUUAGUGCUCAUUUAGUGACGUGUGACCAUCAAGUAGCUUUUGAAUAAUGUAUAUGGGAACCACCCUUUUUUCGUGUGCUGUUGGCACAUCACGCAAGCUCUGCAGUGGGACCGCUUGUUGUUUUUCAGGGUGUGGCAUUUUGCUCAGUGUGUCUUUUAAUGUUGCCCACUUUAACCAUCAAACUUAACGUAUGGAAUAAAUCAGCCUGGUUUUUAUGCAUCACCGGGAA
Thamnophis elegans (Western terrestrial garter snake) is the source of this 2415-nucleotide messenger RNA. It is a transcript of the gene KCMF1, whose product is annotated as potassium channel modulatory factor 1. Gene Ontology annotation, biological process: synaptic signaling. Gene Ontology annotation, cellular component: plasma membrane. The coding region runs from base 513 to 1673 and encodes 386 amino acids. The transcript is spliced from 8 exons. NCBI's taxonomy places the organism in Eukaryota, Metazoa, Chordata, Lepidosauria, Squamata, Natricidae. The record is from RefSeq and is a predicted model, not a curated record. Gene Ontology annotation, molecular function: zinc ion binding.